AUCAUGGUGUCGUUACAACAAGUGUAUGAAAACAGAGACCAAUGUGUCAUGGAAGAGAAGUUUCUGCUCCUCAAGGUAGACGGCACUGAAAGCACAUACGUGGGCAAGUAUCCGUUGGAACCAUAUAUGGAAGGAGCUAGAGGAACUUAUGGUGGAGAGGUCAUCGCCCAGUCGGCUUUGGCUGCGUACGAAACGGUGACAGACCUGACCUUCCAGUUGAGUUCUCUCCACUCGUACUUUUUGAAAGCGGGUUCGCACGAGAGCCCCAUGCGGUACGAAGUGCUCACUACCUCGGCCGGUAAGAGCUUCACCUCUAAAACCGUCAAUGUGUAUCAGCUGCACAAUAACCAACACGUACUCGUGAUGACAUGUUUGUUCGCAGCCAACAAUUCCAUCUCCCAGCGCCAGAGCGACUACAAGUCGGGGAAGUCGAAGCGGUUCCCGUACCAGUUUCAGCUGCUGCCUGGCAGUAUUUUUUCCCAGUACCGCAAAGGCCUUGAGGAGAUGGAUGAUUUGAUUCCAGUGCAACACACUCACGACUUGGUCGAGCAUGCGUUGCCUCGUCUCUACUUGGAGAAGCCCAAAAAGUUGGAGAUGCCUGGUGAAAUUGGUGACCGUCGGUUGGGGUUCUUCACAAGAAUUUUGGAUGAGCUUCCGCAGGAUGCUGCAAAAGUCAACCGCAUCAAGGUGGCAGAUUUGUUGUAUCUCAGUGACAGUUUGUAUCUUGGCCUCAUAAUGCGGACGUUGGGUUUCCCGAUCUCCCCGUCAAGUCACGAGUUUUUUCGAGUGUCGUUGGACCACUCGGUUUUUAUUCACGACAUGGACUUUGACCCCACCAACUAUAUGUUUGUGGGCUACCGGUUCGUGAGGAUGAGUAACAGCAGGGUGUUGUGUUUCGUGCAGUUUUUUGACUUGGACGGAAAGCAGAUAGCGACGGUGACCCAGGAGGGGCUUAUAGACUUGCCCAAGUACAUCACGGAUGGUGUUAAGCUUUAGUUGAGUUGUAUUUAUUUGUUUGCAGCUAUGCUGCGCACCUUCGUGCUUGGCUGCAAAAUGUUAGUAAUGAAUCCAUUUUUCCGUUU
Messenger RNA from Yamadazyma tenuis ATCC 10573, 1082 nucleotides. RefSeq names its product peroxisomal acyl-coenzyme A thioester hydrolase. Gene Ontology annotation, biological process: acyl-CoA metabolic process; fatty acid catabolic process. The record is from RefSeq and is a predicted model, not a curated record. Gene Ontology annotation, molecular function: fatty acyl-CoA hydrolase activity. Gene Ontology annotation, cellular component: peroxisomal matrix. Lineage: Eukaryota; Fungi; Ascomycota; Pichiomycetes; Serinales; Debaryomycetaceae.